AGGUAUAAUUGAGAUGGCAGAUCUGGUGGCUGUGACCAAAUCUGAUGGAGACUUGAUCGUGCCAGCUCGGAGAAUCCAAGCAGAGUACGUGAGUGCGCUGAAGUUACUCCGUGGCCGUUCAGGAGUCUGGAGACCAAAGUAAUUCUUUUGUGGUGCCCUCGGCCUCCGUAUUUGAGGAGCAUGCUUGGAAAGUCGAAGAACGUUAGCUAUGGAUGGCCAAGGUCAGGCAGUCAGCAGCACUUCUAAGGAUGUCACUGCCAAACUACUUCACCUGCAGGGCGGCUCUCCACAAGACCACGGACAUUAAAGGACUAUUUCCUCCUAUAAGCAGUCCCUUUAAAAAUUCAUUUGAUAUCAAGCAUGGAGUGGCACACCAAAUUCUUUCUGGAGAUUUUUCUCCAGCACCUCCAAAUUACGAAAGACCAUAUGGGAGAAUUAAAAAGCUAACAUCCAUGGACCUGAAGAAGUACAGUCGACGAAGGAGAGACUUCCUCAGUUUCAGGAACCGUGUGAUUCUACAAGCAAGGCUAGCUCAUCUGAAGACUCACAAGCGGAUCAAUACUCCGUUUAUAGUCUGGGAGGGCCGUUCUCGACAUUUGGCUGAGUCGGAAAACGAAGCCACAGAGCUGGAGGCCCAGAGCCUGCUUAAUUACCGCCUUUGAGAGAUUCUCUGCGACCACCCAUUGGAGUUGAUAUGUGACGCAGAGGAGAGAGAUUUGGAAAAGGCUCCGACACAGCACUUCUAUUCAACCAAUGAGAGCAUCUUGGAGCAAGUGAAGUCAGAAGAUGCGAGUGGAAUGAAGCCCAGAGUCUUCGGAAAAUGUUGGGCAGCCAGGUGAAGAUGGUUCACCUGGAUCCUUAAAGGAGUCUGGCACUUCUUCCUUCACAUUGCCCUCCGCGUUUCGUCUUUUCUGGAGUGCUCCAUCUGUCUCAAGAGAGGGGAUGGUUUCCAAAUUAUAGAUCUCCCCCUGCCUUUCUGAAAAAAAAAAAAAAAAAAGUGACAGUGUGAGGUUUUUUUAAAUGGCAUUUUACCAAAAAAGAACUGUGCAUUUGCUUCAGGAUGCUGUGUUUUCAAUUUUGGGUGAAUCUAUAAUUGAUGGUGUCUUCUAACUCUUAAGAUUCCCUACAUUUCCCUUCAUCUUCCAUCCAGACUUUUUGUUAAACAAUGAAUGCUCUUUUAUUUGCAGGUAUAUACUCUUCUGGAAUUUGAUACCCAAGGAGAGAACCCAAUUUUAAAGGGAGGGAUUCUGAAAGAAUCACCACCCCUUGUUUUGAAAAUGUAGGUUUUCAUGUAACAGAAUUUGUCAGAGUAGGCUCACCUCUAGAGAGACCUGUGACAAGGACCUAGUAGAUGCCAUCACUGCAAAGCACUCCCCUUAAAACCCUUCUAUUUUCACUUCCUCUGGAUUUACUGCUUCCACGGACACAUACACCCUGCUUGUCAAAGUGUGGUCUGUGCGGCCCCGCCAGAUGGUCUCCUUCAGAAUAAACGCUUUCCAUAUGAUAUUGUUUAUAUGUGUGUUUCUGGCAUCAAUUACUAAUUUUCUCAUGAUAUUUAAUAAGAGACAGAUUAUUUCAUUUCUAGCUCAUAAAACCCUGUACCUUUCUUUCUGUCGUGUCUGAUGAGGGUUAUUUUUCUUCCUGUUGGCAAAGCGGCAACACAUAUAGGCAAGAUCACUGAGGUGCGGCUCUUUUGCUCCCGCCCAAGUGGCAUGGAGCCCAGGAGGGUUCUGAUCCACCGCUCUCCACAAAGGUGCAGUUUGCAGCGCAUCUGAAAGCAUCAGUUGGGGUAGCAUGAGACCAGGGCUCCAACAUAAACCAUCUCUUUCAACCUUCAAGAUUUAUCCCCAAGGUUAAAUUUUAGGAAUUUGGUGACUGCCUCUGUCCUCUCUGGCCACAUCCAUCAUGUGGAUUUUUUUUUUUUUUAAGAGACCAUCACACUCCCUCCUAAGCCUUCAUCUUUUCCUCACACCUUAUUUUAUCAUUCUGGCCACAGCAGAGGGGAGUGGGGGUGGCUUUCCAUCCCUUGGCCAUUUUUGUUUGCAAAUCUCUACUCUUGUAUCUAGGAGAAGUGCUACUAAAUUUUACCCAAGCAUCCGUCUCCUGCGGCUGACUUGGGCUGACAGAAACUGGUCCAGGAAGACAGCAAGAGCUGGGAUGGUGUGAAGACAGACCGCAUGCUCAUCAAAGGAUGAAUUGUACCAAAAAUGGUGUGGAAAGUUGGUUUGGAGCAUGGCUGGGAUUAUGGGGUCGGCAGCUUAUUCUUCUCUGCUUUGAAGGAAUGUGAAGUAGAGGAAGGAAAAGUUAGAUCUCCCCGAGAGGGAAAGGACGAUUCCACAUCUUUGGGCAAGUGCAAGGCAUGCAUGGCUUUUUUCUUUAGCUACCAAACUUUAUAUGAGAGAAGACUUUUCUCGGAGUUCCCAUCGUGGCUCAGUGGUUAAUGAAUCUGACUAGUAUCCAUGAGGACGCAGGUUCAAUCCCUGGCCUUGCUCAGUGGGUUAAGGAUCCGGCGUUGCCGUGAGCUGUGGUGUAGGUCGCAGACGAGGCUCUGGUGUUGCUGUGGCUUUGGUGUAGGCCAUCGGCUACAGCUCCUAUUAGACCCCUAGCCUGGGAACCUCCGUAUGCCGCAGGUGUGGCCCUAAAAAAGACCAAAAAAAAAAAAAAAAAAGACUUUUCUCCAUGUCACCAGCUUCUCCACAUCAAUUCCUUCUUUAACCUGUUGGAGUUUGCUUUCCACCCCAAACCUGUCACUAAAACUGCCUCCUGAAAGAUCACCAAGGACCAGAAAACUGGUAAAGUCUGUGUGAUUUGACCUCGGCCUCCUCAUCCUUCUGUGCCAUUUCACAUAAAGGGCCGGGCUCGUCCAUGGCUUCUCUCAUGGCUGCUCCUCAGUCUCCGGGGUUGCCUCCUCUGCCUCCUGUCAAGUUGGCAUCUCCCAAGGUUCUGUCUUUGGUGCCUGCCUUUGCUGCUGUUGCUCUUGCUGCCCUGGUGUUAUUACCCUCCCCCGCCCCCAACCUUGGUGUCUACGUGUCUGAUCACGACCUUUCUUCUGAGCCCUGGCACUAAAAGUUCCACAGCCUUUCCUGCCUAAAAAUGUCCUGUUCGGAGAGGAAGUAUCACGAGACACUUGGCAAGGGCACCGAGGAUCUGCACCGAGAUGUUAAGAAGGGAAAGACAGGAGAGGUUCAUAAAGUGUUUGGCAGAUAAAAUGAACAGGUCUUUGAAGGAUUAGCUGUCCCAAGGAAGGGAGGAGGAGAAAGGAAGAGGAGAGACAGGAGGGGGCAUGGUUGACCCCAAGUGUUGCAGCUCAGGUAAGUGGGAGCGUGGUUGUGUCCUUAUUGGUCUAAAGGACACAUGGUUAAAAGGCAGCCUUGAGGGAGAAGAUAGUGGCUUCCAUUCAGGAUGUCUCUGCCUUUUUUUUUUUUUUUUCCCUCUGCCUUUUUUGUCUUUCCUCCUCUUGUAGUGCUGCUAGAACCCUCUAUCUAAAACAUAGGUCAAAUCCUGCCAGUGUCCUCCUCGCUUUUUGUCUUAGCUUUUAUUAGCAAGAGAGCCCUCUGGACGUUCAGGCUCUUAACAAGGGACUUGAAGCCCCAUGCAAGCUGGCUUCAUUUGGUUUCAUUAUCAUCUUCUAGCACAACAGAACCUGCCAUACAGUUUCUCACCUUCUUGCUUUUCCUCAAGCUGUUCUCUCAAUCUGGAAUGCCCCCCCACCCCCACUUUUCCUGCCUCUGAGAAUCCGGCUCAUUCUUUGGACUGUAGUCAGCAUGCUCCAUCCCCCAUAAAGCCUCCUGUCACCCAAGCUGGAAGUAGUCACUCUUUAUUCAGUAUUGCCACAGAGAUUUACGUGUAUUUUUGCCUGAUAUUAUAAUGCAUUUGCUCAAAGAUGUGUUUCUUCUAUUAGUUUGUAAACUCCUUAAAGCUAGGAAAUGUCUUUUUUGUCUCCAUUUCUUGCCAGUUGCCAGCACAUGACUUUCCACAUAUUGGUUGCUCCUUCAAUAAUGAAUGAAAAAGAGAGAAAUUGGUGAAGGUUAGAGUGGAAGAGGAGUCUGGGGGUUGGCUGGAUAGGCUCGGACUAGCCUUGAACAUGGCCAACUAGGACGGGAACUCUGGGUUGUGGAGAACAGGUGCCGAGGAUAAUAACGAGGGAGGCAGUGGAUUAUGGGUAUGGUGAGGGGCUCAUGUUUAAAGACAGGAUCCUGGAGUUCCCGUGGUGGCACAGCAGAAACGAAUCUGACUAGGAAUCAUGAGGUUGCAGGAUUGAUCCCUGGCCUCGGCCAGUGGGUUAAGG
Messenger RNA from Sus scrofa (pig), 4288 nucleotides. NCBI's taxonomy places the organism in Eukaryota, Metazoa, Chordata, Mammalia, Artiodactyla, Suidae. The record is from RefSeq and is a predicted model, not a curated record.